This is a messenger RNA of Misgurnus anguillicaudatus (oriental weatherfish), 1657 nucleotides long. RefSeq names its product ecto-ADP-ribosyltransferase 5. The record is from RefSeq and is a predicted model, not a curated record. Gene Ontology annotation, molecular function: NAD+-protein-arginine ADP-ribosyltransferase activity; NAD+ poly-ADP-ribosyltransferase activity. NCBI's taxonomy places the organism in Eukaryota, Metazoa, Chordata, Actinopteri, Cypriniformes, Cobitidae.
CUACAGGUAUGAAAUCUCAACAUACACUUUUAAACUUAUUUAUCAAAUCCUGUAAUAAUCACCUGAUUAGAUAUUCACAGAAAAAUUGUAAAAUGUCUCUUUCAACAAAAUGUUACAAAAAACUUGAAACAGUGUGCACAGUUUAGUAUUGUAGCACAAUGUUUUAUUUGUUGUCUUUUGCAGUUUCUUGACUGUAUUAUAUUCAUACCUGAUCUCCAUUCAUUUUUCAUCUGAGGAUUCAGACUAAAUCAGGAUGUUGACCACUGCAGCUCUUAUUCUCAUUGUCACCAGUAAUGUUGUUCUUGGACAGGGUGACAGACGGGCUGUUAAAAGACAGAGAUUUCCAUUAAAUAUGGCAGAAGAUUCAGUUGAUGACCGGUAUGAAGGCUGUACAGAGAAGAUGGAAAAAUUGGUGGAGACAAAAUAUCUACCUGAAGAAAUCACUGCUAACAUAUCAGGCUUUGGAAAAGUUUGGGAAAACAGUACAAAAAACAUUCCUGGACCAAAAGACAAUCUGAAAAGAAAUCAUUUAAUUGCCAUUUCUGUGUAUACUGGUGUUAUAGUAUACAGUAAAUUUAAUCAGGAUGCUAGGACCGGUAAACAGAAAUACAAAGACAAGACAUACAAAUGGUACUCGCUUCAUUUUUGGUUGACACAAGCGAUACAGACUCUAAAGAAGACUGAAAAGGGAUGCAAGUCAACUUUUCGUGGUACCAAUGUUACAUUUGAAGGUUUCAAUAACACAGAUAUUCGUUUCGGCUCAUUUACGUCCUCCUCUCUUGAUCGUAAAGUAACAGCUGAUUUCGGAAAUCAAUCUUGUUUUGAAAUUGAGACUUGUCACGGUGCUGAUGUGUCAAAAUACUCCCAGUUUCCUAAUCAGAAAGAGGUGUUGAUUCCCCCGUAUGAGACAUUUAAAGUCACUAAUAUCAGGAACGGUCAGAAGGAUGACUGGUGUAAGACUGUGUUUGUGUUGAAAAGCUACAAAAUAACAAGUAACUUAAACUGUGCAGUGGCAUCAGUCAAGCCCAAGAAAUAUCACAAUGUCAUUAUCUCUGACUGAUCAGCAUUUACAUAUUUUAACUUCUCUUUUUUAUAAAGCAUGCUUUUAGAAAACUUAAUGAUUGCAGCUUUAGUCUAUCUGAAUAAUAAUCAUUUAGUUUUUUUUUUUUUUUUUUUUUAUUAUAUGCAGAGUUAAAUGCAUUUGUUGCAUUUUAGUUGUUCUGUCGCAUACGUACACUGUAAAAGUUCUUUGCUGCCUUAAAUUUACGAGUCAUUUAUUAUUUGACUAGAAAUGAGUUGUUAUAACUUACAAAAUAUAGUUGAAAUAAGUCAACCUCAUUUGUUGUAGCAACUCAUUUCUUGUCAAGAUAAAAAAUAGCAGGUUGAAAUGACUUGUGAAUCUGAGCUCAGCAAAUCAUUUUGUACUCCUUUAAAAUCUGAAGAACGUCUUAUAUAAAAAAUGUUUUUACAAAUUUAAAACUAUAAGAAUAACCCAAAAGGAUGUUAGUUAUUGCGUGAAUAAACGUCACUUAAAUUUCAUUUAUUUAAACAGCUCUCUGGUCAUUUACCCCUGAUACCCCAGAGUCAUCUUGACCGGUACUUAUGUUUAAUGUUCCGUUGUCUGGUUUCUCAUGCCAUGUUUGAAUUUGUUACAAAA